This is a messenger RNA of Mustela lutreola (European mink), 1541 nucleotides long. RefSeq names its product mitochondrial ribosomal protein S5 (gene MRPS5). Gene Ontology annotation, biological process: translation. The record is from RefSeq and is a predicted model, not a curated record. The transcript has 12 exons. Gene Ontology annotation, molecular function: structural constituent of ribosome; RNA binding. NCBI's taxonomy places the organism in Eukaryota, Metazoa, Chordata, Mammalia, Carnivora, Mustelidae. The coding region runs from base 97 to 1389 and encodes 430 amino acids. Gene Ontology annotation, cellular component: ribosome.
AAUUCAGCCGCAGGUUGUGGCUAGCCUUUCGGGAGUUGCAGUCGCGACAGGCAGUGGAGAAGGCGGUCCGGACGGAGGCGCUCGCAGGACUUCAUUAUGGCGGCGGCGGUGCGAGCCGCAGGCUGUCUCCCUACGUUGUGUGGCUUGCAGGCGGGUCACAUAUGGUCCAGACAGCUUUACCGAAAUACCUUUCCAGCAGCUUCCAUUUUGGCAGUGAAGACUGCUCUCAGCAAUGGCCCUCUGUCGUCUCCAGGAACCAGAGACAUUCAUCAUUUCAUUGGCUUGAGCCAUGCCCUACAGACACAGUGCUGUAUUUCUUCUCCCAGUAAUUUGAUGGGCCAACAGUAUAGAGCCUAUAGUUUCUUCACUAAACUGACAGCAGAUGAGCUUUGGAAAGGCGCUUUAGCAGAGACUGGAGCAGGAGCAAGAAAAGGAAGAGGCAAAAGAACUAAGAAAAAGAGAAGAAAGGAUUUGAACAGGGGUCAGGUCAUUGGUGAAGGGCGUCGUGGCUUCUUAUGGCCUGGUCUGAAUGCCCCUCUUAUGAGAGAGGGAGCUGUGCAGACCAUUGCCCAAAGAAGCAAGGAAGAGCAGGAGAAGGUAGAGGCUGAUCUGGUCCAGCAGAGGGAGGAAUGGGACCGGAAGAGGAAGAUGAAGGUUAAACGCGAGCGAGGAUGGAGCGGAAACACCUGGGGAGGCGUCAGUCUUGGCCCUCCUGACCCUGGUCCCAAUGGAGAAACAUACGAUGAUUUUGAUACCAGGAUUCUUGAGGUAAGAAAUGUUUUCAAUAUGACAGCAAAAGAGGGAAGAAAAAAAUCAGUCCGUGUCCUGGUCGCGGUGGGGAACGGCCGAGGAGUUGCAGGUUUUGCUGUUGGGAAGGCUACUCAGCGGGUGGAUGCUUUCAGAAAAGCGAAGAACAGGGCAGUUCACUAUCUGCAUUAUAUAGAACGAUAUGAAGACCACACAAUAUUCCAUGAUAUUUCUUUAAGAUUUAAGAGGACGCAUAUCAAGAUGAAGAAACAACCUAGAGGCUAUGGGCUCCGCUGCCAUCGGGCCAUCAUCACCAUCUGCCGACUCAUUGGCAUCAAAGACAUGUAUGCCAAGGUCUCUGGGUCUGUCAACAUGCUCAACCUCACACGGGGCCUCUUCCAUGGGCUCUCCCGCCAGGAAACCCAUCAACAGCUGGCCGAUAAGAAGAGUCUCCACGUUGUAGAAUUCCGGGAGGAGUGUGGCCCUCUGCCCAUCGUGGUGGCCUCCCCACAGGGAGCCCUGAGAAAGGAUCCUGAGCCGGAAGAUGAGGUUCCAGACAUCAAACUGGACUGGCAAGAAGUACGGGCCACACAGGGAAUGAAGCGCUCAGUGUGGUCGAAUUUAAAGAGAGCCGCUACCUGAGCUUCCUUCCCUCUGGCCUCGCACAGCUGCAGCAGCUGGUACUGUCCAGCAUCUAGAGGAGGCUCAGCCACUCACAUUUUGGAAUGUCACUGUCCUUUUAAAGGACAGGCCCACCUUCUUUAUUGACAAAUAAUAAAUAAUUAUAGCUUUAA